Linderina pennispora is the source of this 1132-nucleotide messenger RNA. RefSeq lists its product as uncharacterized. The coding region runs from base 391 to 1011 and encodes 206 amino acids. Lineage: Eukaryota; Fungi; Kickxellomycota; Kickxellomycetes; Kickxellales; Kickxellaceae. The transcript has a single exon. The record is from RefSeq and is a predicted model, not a curated record.
AGCCACUACAUGCAGAUGUACAGCCAGCUGAUCACGGGCAAGACGAACCACAAGCAGGUGGACGCCAGCACGCAUUGGAUUCUGCGCGCAUACUAUACAGACCGCCGGGUGCUGUUUGGCUUCUGUUUCGGCAACGAGGCGUUUUUCAUGCUGAUCUAUGUUCUGCAUUAUGUGAACGGCAUGGCGUACUGGCUGGUGGCCGCAUUGGCGGUACUGGCAGGCCCGGUGUGUGUGGUCAAGAACCUUAUUAAUGCUGUGCAGCUGUAUGAGUCGGCCAAGGAUCUGGCGCGCCUGGACGCGGCUCAGCUGAAUCGCGAGCGGGCAGCGAGGGAAUAGAAAUAAAUUUGGUGAUUUUCUUUAACUGAUCCUGAGUGCCUGGACAUGUGACGUAUGCACUCCCUUUUUUCAAUGCAUGUCUCCGAGUCGCAGGUGGCCAGGGGGCACGCUACUACCUGUGCCUCCUGCCAAUACUGCGAUCAACAGAGGGCUCCUUUUGUGUCUCUGACACCCACCAUUACUUUUUUACCACUACUACCCAUGUCCGGCCUUAUUAUGCGCGAAUUCUUGGACAGAAUUGCCGCAGGGCGAAUUCCCUCCGGCAACUACGGCAGUGCCAUCGACCUGCAAAUAGCCACAGCCGACGCAAAGCAGCGCCGGGUGACCUACGAAUACACGGUCACAGCCUCGGAAGUCUCGCGUAACUACCUGGACGAAGGCUGGCUGGCCACCGUAACCGACAAUGCAACCGACCCGCUUAUCUGCGCAGUGGCCGACACCCGCAAUACCUUCACGACCUCGCUGACUGUUAAUAAUCUGGAGAAGAUCGAGGCUGGCGUGCGUCUUGAGAUCGAGUGCCGGGUUAUCAUGUUCCAGGGGCGCAUGCUGCAGGCGACCGCAGUGUUCCGCGAUGCAGCCAAGCCCGGGACAGUGUAUGCGAUGGGCUUGCAUACUAUGGUCUACAAAGACCACGUCGGCCAGGUGCCGGGCGGCGUGUCGCUGGCCAGGCUGUGAAAUCCACAUGUACUUUUUUGGCUAAGAAAAAAGUAUCCUUUGGUCAUGUGCGAUGAGGAUUAACCCCACCUUUUUUUCACAUGUAAUGGUGCGAGACAACACACCAAAUGAAAUGUACGCA